Anguilla rostrata (American eel) is the source of this 7831-nucleotide messenger RNA. RefSeq names its product microtubule-actin cross-linking factor 1, isoforms 6/7-like. Gene Ontology annotation, molecular function: microtubule binding; cadherin binding; structural molecule activity. Gene Ontology annotation, cellular component: cytoplasm; actin cytoskeleton; intermediate filament. NCBI's taxonomy places the organism in Eukaryota, Metazoa, Chordata, Actinopteri, Anguilliformes, Anguillidae. The transcript has 28 exons. The record is from RefSeq and is a predicted model, not a curated record. Gene Ontology annotation, biological process: intermediate filament cytoskeleton organization; regulation of microtubule-based process; wound healing. Bases 1 to 7158 code for a protein of 2385 amino acids.
AUGGGGAAGCCGCUGAGCCGGCCGGACUGCCUGAGGAAGAGGCCGCGGUGUCUGGGGAAGGGGGUGCAGCCGGAGGGGUACAUGGAGGACUGCUACGUCCCGCAGCGCUCCAUCUACGACACCAUGCGCAUCAACGAGCACAUCGACCAGGGCCCCGUCGCCGGGGACGACAGCACGCUGUCCAGCAACGGCACGCCGGGGGCGGCGGGAGGGGCCGGGGCCGGGGGUGGGGCCGGGGGCGGGGCCGGGGGCGGCAGCGCCAAGCGGCUGGACGAGCGGGUGAUCUUCGAUUCGCUGAAGCUGACGGCCGAAGCGCAGGGCGGGGCCGGGGGCGGCUCCGUCUCCCCCAGCGUCUCCUCCACAGGCUCCGCCCCCAGCGGCUUCGCCGCGGCGACCAGGCGACGCAGCCAGGGCAGCGACAAGCGGGACGCCGGGGGCCGGCGCUCGCUCAAGACCUUUGCGCAGCUGGAGGUCUCCCCUGGGGAGUCCACGGAAAAACCGCUGUCCCCCGUCCCGCCCCCACCCCCGCCUCCACCCCCGCUCCCGCCCCUAAUCUCCCCCCUCCUCCCCACCCCCCUGAAUCCACAGCGCACCCCCCAGCCCCUUCCCGCCAGGGGACCCCUCCCCUCCCCGCCUGGCCAGCUGUCCUUCUUACAGAAGUCCCCCCAGUGGGGGCGGGGCCGCCCGGCAGGCAGGGGCCUGGUGUUGAGUGGGGUCCCCCUGGCCCGGCAGGAGCGUCCGGUGAGGUGGCGGGUGUCGGACCCUGGGAGUGAGCGGGACUUCCCCAUUCUGGACCAGGACCUGGACACCGCCCCGCUCCUGCCCUCCCUGUCUCCCGUCCCGCCUGAAACCGAGGACCCACCCGACACCUGCACCUGGCCCCGCAGGCUGAUGGGACGGCGGAGGACUGUGAGCCAGGGCGGGGUCCUGCACAAGCUGCCCAUCCUGCCUCCACUGCCCCCCCUGCUGGCCGAACACAGCGAGGCGGACGAGGAGUCCCUGCGCCUGCUGGACACGCCCUCUUCCCUCUCACAGGUGCUGGAGGGCGUGUCCCCAGAGGGCGUGGCCAAUGAGGGGGCCUCACUGGGCUGGCCUGCGGAGGCCGGGGGGGUGGCAGAGGGUGGGGAAGAAGCGAGGGAGGGAGAGAUGGAGGCACGGCAGCUGGAGGAGGGGUGGGAGGAGGUGCUGCAGAAGGUGGACUCUCUGUGGGAGGAGUGUGAGGAGCAGGGCUGGGGGCCCCGGGGAAUGGGCUCUUUGGGCCCCUGGCCCAUCCUGCCCCCCCCGCUGGGGUUCGGGGGUACAGACUCCCCCUCUUGCCUCAGCUCCGCCCACGGCUCGCUGGACCCCCUCCCAGGGGGAUCCGCUGGGGCCACGCCCCCUCCGGCCAGAAAAGCGGACGGGGGGGGAACGGGCGAGAUCUCCCCAAAAACGGAGACGGACCCCAGCGAGGAGCCCGGGUCGGAGCACACCCGGGGGUCGGAGUCCAGCGGGGUCCAGAUGUCCGGCCGGGACCGGAGCGGGCGGUCCGACACCGCCUCCAGCGCCGAGCGCCGCGAGUACGACUCGGACCUGGGCAGCGCCGCCUCGCUGGACCGGGAGGAAGAGGAGGGGAGGAAGGAGGGCACCGUGGGCGGGGUCUGUCUGGAGAUUCGGCGCUCCUCGCCCUCUCUGGAGGACGCACGCUCUGACCGUGAGGACGAGGGGGGCGCCAGCGAGGAUAAACAUGGUGGAGGCAUGCGGGGUCAGGAAGAGGAGGAGGGGACGGGAGAGAAGAGGAGAGAGGAACAGGAGGGAGAAUCGGAGGAGGGGGGCCUUCAGGGGAAGGAGAUCCAGACCACGACCUCUGACCCCCAGGAUCCUGCUGGGAGGGCGGAGCCACAGGGCGUUCCUACGGUUACGGGGGUGACCGUGCCCAGGCUGGACUCCCCCCCGUCCCGAGCAGACUCGCCCCUCCCACUCUCGCCGUCCAAGCACGAGGGGCGCGGGUCGGGGCUGGAGAGCGAGAACGCCGACGCCUUCGUGGUGACGGACAGCUUCGUGUACCUGGCGGUGUCCGCCCUGCCGGCCCCCGCGCAGACCGCCCCGCUCUCCCCGCUGCAGGAGUCCUCCUCGUCCGGCACGCUGCUCCAGCCCCGCCCCGACCCCGAGGAGGGCGACUUCCUGUCCACGGACAGCUUCGUGUACCUGGCUGCUCCGGAGCGCAACACGCUGGCGGGAAGCGGAAGCUCUGGCGCCAACUCCCAGGACUCGGACUCGGACGCCGCCCAGUCCGGCGUGGACUUCGCCCCGGGCUCCACCACGGCCGACAGCGACUCAGACGCUUCGAACUCAGAACCUGACUUGGCCAUGCCCCUCUGGGACCAGUGGGAGGAGCUAGAGCCCAGCGUCCUGCGGCGGCUGUUCUGUGACGACCAAUCAGAGAGCGGAGUGAUCUCCGAGGGCCAAUCGGAAAAGAGUGUGAUCAGCGAGGGCCAAUCGGAGCAGGACCUGAUCUGUGAGGGCCAAUCAGAGCAAGGUGUGAUCUGUGAGGGCCAAUCGCAGCAGGUUGUGAUCAGCGAGAGCCAAUCGGAGCGCGGUGUGAUCUGCGAGGGCCCAUCGGAGCAGGGUCUGAUCUGCAAGGGCCAAUUGGAGCAGGGUCUGAUCCACGAGAGCCAAUCAGAGCAGGGUUUGAUCUGCGAGGGCCAAUCGGAGCAGGAUGUGAUCUGUGAAGGCCAGUCGGAGCAGGAUCUCAUCUGCAAAGACCAAUCAGAGCAAGGGAUUUCAGGGCCAGGAGGACCGGGCAGCGAGGCUGCACCUGAACAGGAAGGGGGGGAGCCAGGUUCACCCAUGUCAUGUGAGGAGGAGGUGGCAGAGACCACUAGAGAGGUGGUGCCAACCCCCCCGAGCGCGACCCCCCCGGGUGCAGGAUCGGGGUCGGAGCGCUUCCUGGCUCUGGAGCAGGCCCGGGUUCCCCUGACGCUGUUCUGGGAGACGCACAGGAAGCUGGAGCCCUGGCUGGAGGAGACGGAGGCUCUGAUUGGCCGACUGCCCUCACCUGCCGUAGACCUGGAGACCCUGAGAACCCAGCAGGAUCAGAUCAGAGUGCUGAAGGAGUCGGUCUUGGGGCACCAGUGUCACGUGGACAAGCUGCUGCUGAUUGGCCCCAUGCUGGAUCCGGGCAGCCAGGAGGGGGCGGCAAUGAGGCAGAGCUGCAGUGCUGUUGAGCGCCGUUACCUGGCCAUCAAGGAAGGGGUCAGAGGUCACAGCGCUGCACUAGAGGAGGCCAUUUCACAGUCCUCACAGUUUCAUGACAAGAUGGAGCCCCUGCUGGAGACCCUGGAGCGGGCGGUGCAGAGGCUGAGACAGCGCCCCCCGGUGGCCGUGGAGCUGGAGAAGCUCCGGGAGCAGCUGGCGGUCCACAGGGCCGCCGGGCAGGAGUUGGACAAGCUGCUCCCGGCGUACAACGCCCUGUGUUCCCAUGGCGACGACCCUGCCGCCCAUGUGCCUCACGCCCACCCUGGAGACCCCGCCUCUCAGGCGGUGCGUUCUCGGCUGCAGCGGCUGCGCAGUCUCUGGGCGGAGAUUCGGCAGCGUGCGCAGGAGCGCGAGGCCAAGCUGCUGGAGGCGCUGGAUCUGGCGGGACGGUUCUGGGCGGAGUCAGGGGCGCUCCUGGGCAUGCUCAGAGACGCUCAGGACAUCACCAGGAAGCUGGAGGAUCCUGCAGUUAGCCCCGCCCACAUCACCCAGCAGCUGGAGACUACCAAGGCCUGGAGGGCGGAGAUGGGCCGGCUCUCUGAGCAGCUGCAGGCGCUGAGCAUGCUGGGAGACAAGCUCAUCACUGUCUGUGGAGACACUGAGAAACCACUGGUCAGAAAAAGCCUGGAGGAGACCCAGGCUGCCUUGCAGAGCUUGAACAGGAUGUUGGAGGAGAGGAUGCAGAGGCUGGAAACAGCCAUGACCACUGCUGUUCAGUACCAGGAUGCACUGCAGGGCAUGUUUGGUUACCUGGAUAAGGCUGCGAUGGAGCUGCGGAACAUGCCCACUGCAGGAGCUGAGCUGGGGGCCGUCCAGCAGCAGAUCCAGGAUCUCAAGCUGUUUAAAGCAGUGGUGCUUCAGCAGCAGAGAGACAUGCAGAAGGUUCGCCAGCAGGGGGAGCUGUUGGUGAGGAGUGCAUCAGCACAGAGCGACCGGGAAGCCGUCCGGGAGCCGCUCACACACCUGACGCACCUGUGGAAGAGCCUGGGGGACGAGGUCACUCACAGACAGCAUGAGUUGGAGGUUGCUCUGCUCAGCCUGGGACAGCUCCAGCAGGCCUUGAUGGAGGCGGAGUCUUGGCUCAGCCAAUCACAUGUCACGCUGGACGCCUUGCGACCAAUCAGCUGUGACCCCAAAGCCAUAGAAAUGGAGCUGGCCAAUCACCAAGUAUUUCGAGAUGAUGUCCUCUCUCGCCGCGCCACAAUGGAGGCAUUGAAUCGGGCGGCCAGCUCCCAGCUGCUGGAGCCCGACCCAGGAGAGGAGGCCAGUCGCCUACGGCAGCAGCUGGAAACGGUGCAUCACAGCUGGGAGCGCCUACUAUUCAAGACCCAGGGCCGACAGGACCUGCUGGAGGUCGCACUCGCAGAGGCUGAAGGUUUCCAUGGUGAAGUACAGGUGUGUCUGCAGUGGCUCCGAGACACGGAGAGACAGCUCUCAACCACCAAACCCACCGGGGGUUUGCCGGAAACCGCCCGAGAACAGCUGCGCCAACACAUGGAGCUCCAAGGUCAGGUGUCCCAGCAAGCGGACCGGUACCAUGAUUUGGUGGCUCGGGGGCAGGCCAUGCUAAUGUCCCUCCUGGAGGGAGAGGAGGGGGGUUUUGGGGCGACCCAAACACAGCAGAACCUGCUGCUGCUCCAGAACACCUGGGCCAGCCUCACCACCAAGAUGGACAACAGGAGGGUGAAGCUGGAGGAGGCUGUUUCCCUGGCGACAGGGUUCCAGAGCUCCUUGCAGGUGUGUGUGAACUGGCUGAUCCAGGCUGAGCAGUCGCUGAACAUGGCCCCGCCCCCCAGCCUCGUCCUGGAAACCCUGCUUCUCCAAAUCGAAGAGCACAAGGUGUUUAUGAGUGAGGUGAACUCUCACCGGCAGCAGGUUCUGGUUCUGGAGAAGGUGGGGUCCGAGCUGCGUUCUGCCAGCUUGGAGCAGGACGAGGUUCUGAUCGGCAACCUGCUGCUGCGGGUCCAUUCCCGCUGGCACCAGCUGGCCAAGAGCUCACGAGAGCGGGAACAGAAUCUGGAGGAGGCCCACAAGACCGCCACAAAGUUCCAGGAGAGCUGUGGGGAGCUGUGGAACUGGCUGCUGGAGACAGAGAGCAGGCUGGAUACAGAGCUCAGGGUCACUAAUGAGCCCGAGGAGAUUAAUGAAGAGCUGGCCAAGCAUGAGGAGCUGCGGAAGGCCCUCUGCUCCAGACUGCCGCAGUACUACGCCACCGUGCGCUCGGGCCGCUGCCUGAGAGACAAGGCCUCCCUGCCCACCGACACCCAGAAACUCUCCACCCUGCUGGAGCAGCUCCGCGACACAUGGGACCGAGUGUGUGCCAAGAGCACGCAGAGGUGUGUGUGUGUGUGCGUGUGCGUGCGUGUGUGCAUGUGCGUGCGCGUGUGGGUGUGUGUCUGCGUGUGUGUGGUGUUCCAGAGGGAGCUGUACAACAGGGCGGGCAGUGUGCAGGCUCUGAAGCGGGCAGCAGCUGAGCUGGUGGAGGCGGGGUCAGGGGCGGGGUCGGGGGCGGGGCUGGGUGAGGCCGGCUGGGUGGGUGUGCUGCUGCAGGAGCUCAGCCUGAGGUGGGAUAGGGUCUGCAGCCUGUCCGUCUCCAAGCAGACCCGCCUCCAGCAAGCUCUCAAACAGGCAGAGCAGUUCCGUAAUGCUGUGCAGCAGCUGCUGGUGUGGCUGUCGGGGGUGGGGCAGACUCAUUACCAUGGCGCCCAGCCGGAGGAGGCGGAGACUCUGCAGGCCGUGCUCCAUGCCCAUGAGGGGCUGCAGGAGGCGCUGGAGGCGAAGAGGGAGGAGGUGAUCGGGGCGUGUGCACUGGGCGAGGUCAUCCUGUCCUCCUGCCACCCCGACAGCAUCGCCCUCAUCAGGCAGCGCGUCACCACGCUACAAACACGCUACCGCGAGGUGCUCAUGUGGGCCAAACAGCACAAACAAGCACUGGAGAGCAGCCUAGCCGAGAUGCUGAACAAUUCAAUCCUAUUGGAGGAGCUGCUGUCAUGGUUACUGUGGGCGGAGACCACCCUGGUGCAGCGGGAAGCAGUUUCCCUUCCUCAUGACACCCUUCAGAUCAAGACGCUCAUCAUAGAGCACCAGGUGUUCAUGGAGGAAAUGGCACAGAAGCGAAUGGAUGUAGAGCGACUAACCAAAUCCUGCCAGAGCAAACAGACACUCUCACCUGAGAGUGAGAAACCUGGAGGUAUGCAGCAGGUUGGCAUGCAGGUAACCGGGGGCAACCCUCGUCUCUCCCAGCUCUGCUCGCUGUGCCAGCAGGUGUGGCAGCUUUCUCUGAACCACCAGAGCAAACUCAGCAUCGCCCUCAAACGGCUGGAGGAGCUGGAGGAGGGGGUGGAGUUUGACUUUGAUGGAUGGCGGAGGAAGUGCAUGCAGUGGGUGAGCCGCAGGAAGUGCAACAUGAUGGACAUGUUCCAGCGCGUGGACACGGACCAAGACGGCCGGAUCACGCGUGAAGAGUUCACUGAGGUCAUCGUGGCCUUGGAUUUCCCCACCAGCCAAUGGGAGAUGAUGGCGGUGAUGGACCUGUUUGAUCAGGACGGCAGCGGAAACAUCGACUACUACGAGUUUGCAGCUGCGCUCCACCAGAGCAGAGACACGAGCUCACACACUACUGAAGCAGACAGGAUCAAAGAGGAGGUGACCAGGCAGGUGGUGCAGUGUAAAUGCAAGAAGCGGUUCCGGGUGGAACAGAUCGGAGAGAACAAGUACAGGCUGGGGCAGUGUGAGUGUGUGCUCAGGAUCCUCUGUAAUGUCCUGCUAGUGCAGAUGGGACACGGCUGGAUGUCUCUCAAUGAGUUCCUCAUGAAGUACGACCCCUGCAGAGACGUGUCACACACACAGUCGUUCCCACGGCAGCUGACAGGCCUGUUGGGGGGUCGAACAGGGGGAGGCGAGGAGCAGAGGGAUGGCCAGUGAAGUUUUGGUGGAUUACCUGGGAUAUGCCUUUACCUGCAGAUGUGACCCCCUGGGAGGGGGAGCAAGAGGAUAACAUCACAGGAAGAUGACUGGGGGGUGGGGGGGUGCUGAAGCCUCUCCCCAGUGUAACUGCCCUGUUGGGCCAUGCUGUACUGUGGAAUAAAGAGAUCAUUUCACUGCUUUUAUAGAGUGCAAAAAACGCAAAAACUAAACUGUGAAUGUGAACGUUUUAAAUUCUCCUGUUGCUUUUUUAGUUUAGUUUUUUUUCCUUUAGCUGAAGUGAGGACAUGAUUUGAAUCUGAGUGUUGAGCCAUAUCAUAUCAUUUAGUGAAGGAGAAAGGCUUUAUUUACUCAGCGAGUUUAACAUUCUUUUGUAAAUGGUUUGCCCUGCUUUUUUGAAAAACUACAAAUAUGGCGGACGACGAAGGCGGAAGCGAGGGUGACCUUUAACCCCGUUUCCUCCAGCGCUCUCUUGCUUUCUCUCGUUCCUUUUUGUCUGAAAGGUUUUCCUCGCUGUUUUACCAGGAGCAAAUUUGUGUUUGUGUGACUGUAAAGAUCAUGAAUAUGAAAUAUAAAGAUCAAUGCGCUAGCUGUGCUUUUGUGUGAUGGAAGUUUUUUGAAAACAUUUUGGGAGGCACAAGCGAAGAUUAAAAUAAAGCUAAGUGACUACAAA